AAAAUUUACAAGAGGGUACGAGGGAGAGACAUAAGUGGUAAGAGCCUAAACUGCUCUGAAAUUGUCUAAGCUUUACAGGAACCCAUUCUGGUGGAGAGAAGAGGCUGGCCACGUGUUAUGGCACACAGCAUUGUCAUAUUUACAUUUUGUGAAUUCUGCAAGGCGGGAAUCUAAGAAAAGCAAGCAAAGCAACGACCCUUUCCUGCCUGUUCUGCUCUAAAAGUUUAUCCCUAUUACACAGAAGGCAGUAUGGAGGCCACUGCAAAGUUUGACUUCAUUGCAUCAGGAGAGGAAGAACUGAGUUUUCGUUCUGGAGAUAUUUUGAAGAUCUUAAGCUCUCAAGAAGAAUGGUAUAAGGCUGAGUUGAAAAGUUAUGAAGGCUACAUCCCAAAGAAUUUCAUAGAUUUUCACAUUCCAAACUGGUUCCAUGAAGGAGUGUCUCGCCAAAAGGCUGAAAGUAUGCUCAAGGAUAAGGUGGUGGGUGCUUUCAUUGUUCGAGCAAGCCAGAACUCCCCAGGUGACUUCUCAAUCUCUGUCAGGAAUGAAGGAGAUGUCCAGCACUUUAAAGUGAUGAAAGAUGCAAAGGGCAACUACUUUUUGUGGAGUGAGAAGUUCCAAUCAUUAAAUAAGCUUGUGGAAUACUAUAAGACUGCUUCCAUCUCCAAACAUACACAGAUCAUCCUGCGGGAGGAAACUAUGAACGAACAGCAGGAAGUAUGCUCUCACAGCAAAAAGGAAAAGGAAGCUGUUUAUCAUCCUACCAAAGAAACAGGUCCAUCAGGGCAGUACAAAGAUGUGGCUCACUUUACAUCUAGGCAGCAUAAGCAGGACAGGCGUGGCUGGAGUCUGGAUAUUCAAGAUGGGCAUAAAAGCCAACGAGACCUUGGAGAAGCAAGCACACCAUCUAUGUCCAGGAGACACACUGAUCCAGCACAACAGCCACAGCGAACACGAUGGGUCCGUGCCUUGUAUGACUUUGAGGCAGUGGAGUGUGAUGAGCUCGGGUUCUGCACUGGAGAUGUGAUAGAAGUCCUGGACAGCUCUGAUGCCUCUUGGUGGAAAGGAUCUUUACGCGGACAAUUUGGUCUGUUUCCUGCGAACUAUGUAGGUCCUGUGAACCGGUGAAUUCUUAAACAAGGAUACUACAUUUUAUCAUCAGCAGAAGAAAUCUCCCUGUUCUCAUGUAACUGACAUAGUUUUUCACAAUCAUAACAUUAGCUAUUAGUAGUGAUGUUCAAUUAAACCAUCUUUUCUCCCAAUAGAAAAUCAGAGGAAAAUAUUUCUGCCUGUUUCACAUUUCCAAUUGGCUUGGACCAACAGUGGCACAAAAACUCUUCUUGCAGCAGCUAACUUUAAGAUUGAGUGAGGUGUUUUCAUUUUUUAAAGGGUUAAGCAUAUAUUUAGUGUUUAAAAUAUACAUAUAGCACUUUUGUUUUUAUUGAUUUAAAAAGUCAUUUAGAUAUCCUCGAAACACCAUUUGAAAGGCCAAGCAAAUGACAGAAUCAGUGUUAUCUCCCAGCACACCUACCAUUUGCAUUGCAAAACGUAGGAGGAAGUUGGCCUCAUGCUGCCAGAGGAAAAUGAAAUAUGUUUUUGGUUUGAUUUGUUUUCUGUAUGUCCUGAUUCCUGACCAUUGUGAAAUUAUAUAUAUUCCUGUUUUGUUUUUGUUUUUUUAAAAAAGAGCUUUGUACACUCUUGAGUAGCAAAUCCAUGUGAACAUAGGGUAUGUCCAUACUGCAAAUAUAUACCAGUUUUGUUUAAUAAAGCUUUAUGGUAAUCAUCUAUACCAUCUCUAUUCCCAAAGAAUAAGGAUUCUAUAGUGUUGAAGGUUGUAGAGAGAGAGGAAUGGCUUAUUAUGGUGCCGAUAUUCUCUUCCCCAACUGGAACAAGCUAAUAUAACAACAGAAAUGUUGGUGCUUUAAGGCACUGGAUUUAAAACUGCUGGCAAAUGUUUUAGUGUUAUGUGUGUAUAAUUUGUGCAUAUGUUCUUUUAGGCAAAUACAUGCCAUAAUGGGAAAUGGUUGAAGAAUGUGAGUGAUGCUAAGCAAACACUCAACUUGAACGCUUUUUAACUAUGCAGUAGCUCACCCUUGCUUUCUCGUUGUCUUUAGCUUUUUCUUGCUAAGUGAUGACAAUCGAAGUACACCUCAAAUCAGUUACUCUUGAUUUUUGUAAUGAUAACAAGCCAUGUGCUUGCCACCAAUAAGGAUUAUUGUGUAAUAUUAAUUUGCCCUAGAAUGAGAUACUCUGUAAUCCUGAGAAUGUAUAAAGUUGUGCUCAUUGAGAAA
Anolis carolinensis (green anole) is the source of this 2288-nucleotide messenger RNA. RefSeq names its product GRB2 related adaptor protein 2 (gene grap2). NCBI's taxonomy places the organism in Eukaryota, Metazoa, Chordata, Lepidosauria, Squamata, Anolidae. Gene Ontology annotation, biological process: regulation of MAPK cascade; signal transduction. The transcript is spliced from 8 exons. Bases 250 to 1125 code for a protein of 291 amino acids. Gene Ontology annotation, molecular function: phosphotyrosine residue binding. The record is from RefSeq and is a predicted model, not a curated record. Gene Ontology annotation, cellular component: nucleoplasm; plasma membrane; cytoplasm.